Saxophila tyrrhenica is the source of this 1122-nucleotide messenger RNA. RefSeq lists its product as uncharacterized. The transcript has 4 exons. NCBI's taxonomy places the organism in Eukaryota, Fungi, Ascomycota, Dothideomycetes, Mycosphaerellales, Extremaceae. Gene Ontology annotation, cellular component: cytoplasm. Gene Ontology annotation, molecular function: D-amino-acid oxidase activity; FAD binding. Gene Ontology annotation, biological process: D-amino acid catabolic process. The record is from RefSeq and is a predicted model, not a curated record. Bases 1 to 1122 code for a protein of 373 amino acids.
AUGCCCCAAGAAAGACACAUAAUUGUCGUCGGCGCUGGAGUGACAGGCCUCACAUCUGCCUACUUCCUCGCAGAAGAAGGCUACAAAGUCACAGUCGUUGCGGCGCAUGUGCCUGGAGAUGAGAGUAUUGAGUACACGUCGCCUUGGGCAGGAGCCCACUGGCGAACCUCAGCAACGCCCGACCAACCCACCAUCUGCGACUGGGACGUCCAGACAUACGACUAUUGGAUCGAUGUCCUGAACUGCGAAGAUGCAGACAGCAAGCUCCCCAAAUCCGGCCUCAAAAUGCAAACCUCCAACCACUACUGGGACGCCCAACCCACCGAAUCCCUCUGGUGGGCCCCCCACGUACAAAACUUCCACCAACUCUCCACUGUCGCCGGCCCCGUUUCCGCUCUCAACGACUCCAUCCCUGGCGGCUCGCCGAAAAUCGCCUGGGCGGCGUCCUGUCGUGCUCCAUCGAUCAACGUACCGCAGUACCUCCUCUACCUCCGCGCCAAAGCGGAGGGGCUAGGCGUGAGCGUGAUCAAGUCCCGCCUCCCGACGAUUUCUGGUCUGGAAACCGCCCUGGACGAAGCAGAGCGUGUCGCAAUGGAGUGUGGGAGACCGAAAGCCGAUCUCUUCAUCAACGCCACCGGCUUAGGGGCGGCGAAACUCUGCAAUGAUCAGAUGAUGUAUCCGAUCCGCGGCCAAACAGUCCUCGUGCGCGGCGAAGCCCAUGCAACCCGUACACGCAGCGGAGACGGGUACGUGGCAUAUUGUAUCCCGCGGCCUGGGUCCGGUAUGACGAUUCUGGGCGGGACGAAGGAGGUUGGGGUAUGGAGCGAAGCUGUCGACCCUGCCACGACUGCGAUCAUCCUGGAGAGGAAUCAGAUUUUUGCGCCGGAGCUUUUGACGGGAGCGGAUGGCGGGUUCGAGGUCGUGAGUGUGCAGGUUGGUUUGCGACCCGGGAGGGAGGGGGGACCGAGGGUGGAGGGGGAGGUUGUGGGCGGGAGACUGGUGGUGCAUGGGUAUGGGCAUGGGAGUGGGGGGUAUCAGAAUAGUGUGGGGAGUGCUAGGAUGGUUGUUGGAUUGGUUGAUGAGGCUUUUGGCGCAAGAGGCGGUGCGUCCGCGAAGCUGUGA